ACAAAAACAAAAACAAAAACAAAUCCCAGUGCUUUAUUUUUAUUAGUAAGAAAAAGAUAGAUAAUGGCAUCCAAAGGGAAGAAGCAAAUGAUUAAUGGCAGUGUUGUGCUGAGGAAAAAGACUACUUUGGACCUUGGUUCAUCAUGUGAUGUUGCACAUGAUGAAGCCUAUGAAAUUCUUGGGCACAAAGUGAUCCUCCAGUUAAUUAGUUCUUCUGCCCAUGGAGAUGAAGGAAAAGGGAAACUUGGGAAGCCUUCGCAUUUAGCAGUUGAGAACAAAUCAGGCGGCAAUAAAGACACAUGUUUCAAUGUCACGUUUGAGUGGGAUCAUGAAGGGCUUGGAGUUCCAGGAGCAUUCAUCAUCAAGAACUUGAAUCCAACUGAAUUCUUUCUCAAGUCACUCUCACUCACUCUUCCAAGUCAGGACAAUUUACACUUUGUUUGCAAUUCUUGGGUUUAUCCUGCUGACAAGUAUGAUUAUGACCGCAUUUUCUUUGUCAAUCAGGCUUUGCUGCCGACUGAAACUCCAGAAGCAUUGCGCUGGUACAGAGAGGCUGAGUUGCUUCAUUUGAGAGGAACUGGAACCGGAAAGCUUGAGGAAUGGGACAGGGUUUAUGACUAUGAUGUUUACAAUGAUUUUGGAGAUCCCGACAACAGUCCACUUCUUGCCCGACCAGUCCUUGGAGGAUCGACAGAGUAUCCUUAUCCAAGAAGGGGAAGGACCGGAAGGCCUCCAUCAAAGGCUGAUCCUAAGAGUGAAAGCCGUUUGCCACAGAUAGCAAGCUUUGCAAUUUAUUGCCCGAGGGAUGAAAAGUUUUCUCCCUUGAAGCUGAAAGAUGUCCUUAGUAAUGCGCAAAAAGCUAUGGCACAGCUCUUUUCUCCUCAGCUUGCUGCUCUCGGAGAUGUCACUCUUAAUGAGUUUAACAGCUUUGAAGAUGUUCUGAAAGCUUAUGAACCUGGAGCUCCUGGUUAUCACAAGUAUCCAAUACCGCAUGUUGUUAGAGGUAUGUAUAUUUUGAUGUUGGUGGCCCCUCUCUGUACCACUUAUUUUGUCAUUUAUUUAAUUUUUCCAAUCUUUGGAACAGGUGAUAAGUCGGCUUGGAUGUCUGACGAAGAAUUUGGAAGAGAAAUGCUUGCUGGAUCGAACCCUGUGUGCAUACGUGGCCUAAAGGAAUUCCCUCCGACAAGCAAGUUGGAUCCAAAAAUAUAUGGUGAUCAAACCAGCAAAAUAACCAGAGAACAAAUACAGUCUCAGCUAGGUGGAUUGACCAUUGAGAAAGCCAUGGAGACGAACCGUAUGUUCAUUCUGAAUUAUCAUGACAUUGUGAUGCCUUAUGCGAGGAAGCUUAACGUGACUCCUUCAAAGAUUUAUGCAACAAGGACUGUGCUCUUUCUGCAAAAUGACGGUACUUUGAAGCCACUGGCCAUUGAAUUAAGCCUGCCUCAUCCCGAUGGUGAUCAGUUUGGCGCAAUUAGCAAAGUGUUGACUCCAGCUGUUACUGGUGUUGAGUAUGGCUUGUGGCAAAUUGCAAAGGCGUUUGUUUCUGUUAACGAAUCUGGAAUACACCAGCUCAUCAGCCACUGGUUGCAUACUCAUGGAUCAGUUGAGCCUUUUGUGUUAGCAACCCAUAGGCAGCUUAGCGUGCUCCAUCCAAUCUAUAAACUUCUUCAUCCUCACUUCCGUGAUACAAUGCACAUCAAUGCCUUGGCUCGACAGGCUAUACUUCAUGGUGGAGGUAUUGUUGAGAGAACAGUUUUUCCUGGAGCACAUUGUAUGGAGUUGACCUCAAUCGCUUAUAAGGAUUGGGUUUUCCCCGAUCAAGCUCUCCCUGCUGAACUUGUUAAGAGGGGUGUGGCAGUUGAGGAUCCUGCAUCCGAACAUGGUGUACGCCUUCUAAUCGAGGACUAUCCUUAUGCUGUGGAUGGUCUUGAAAUUUGGUCAGCGAUCAAAAGUUGGGUACGGGAUUAUACCAGCUUAUAUUACAAAACUGAUGAUGUGAUUCUGCAAGACUCUGAACUCCAAGCAUGGUGGAAGGAGAUUCGCGAGGUAGGACAUGGUGACAAGAGUGGUGAGCCUUGGUGGCCUAAGAUGCAAACGCGUGAAGAACUGGUUCACUCGUUGACUAUCAUUAUCUGGAUGGCCUCUGCUCUUCAUGCAGCCAUUAACUUUGGUCAGUACCCUUAUGGAGGCUUUGCACCAAAUCGUCCUGGCAUGUGCCGAAGGCUAAUUCCAGACCCUGGUACCGCUGACUAUGAAGAGCUGAAGACGAAUCCUGUGAAGGGAUAUUUGAAGACAAUUAGUCCCCAGUUCCAGACUCUGAUUGGUAUAGCUGUCCUUGAGGUUUUGUCAAUACACUCAUCCGAUGAAUAUUUUCUUGGCCAGAGGGAGGCUGCUGCUGAAUGGACCAAGGAUAAAGAAGCACUAAAAGCUUUUGAAAAAUUUGGGAAGAAGCUGGCUCAAAUUGAGGAAAAGAUUACUAUGAUGAACAAUGACGAGAAACUGAAGAAUAGGACUGGGCCUGUGAAGAUGCCUUACACAUUGCUUUAUCCUACAAGUGAACCAGGACUUGUUACUGCCAAAGGAAUUCCAAAUAGUAUCUCUAUCUAAUGUUACUUCUUACCAUGUUCUAGACUUGGUGUGAUAAUUUAAAAAUUAUGAAAGGUCUGCUAUCUAAGUCGGUCUGUCAAGCUUUUGCUUCGUUUGAUAUUAUACCAGCUUCAUCUCUGGUGCUAUUAUAAUAAAAUGGGAUAUGAUCUCUUUUAUGGUUAA
Molecule: messenger RNA, 2769 nt
Organism: Capsicum annuum
Lineage: Eukaryota; Viridiplantae; Streptophyta; Magnoliopsida; Solanales; Solanaceae
Product: probable linoleate 9S-lipoxygenase 5
Exons: 8
Coding region: 64-2607 (847 amino acids)
Biological process (GO): lipid oxidation
Molecular function (GO): protein binding; metal ion binding; oxidoreductase activity, acting on single donors with incorporation of molecular oxygen, incorporation of two atoms of oxygen
Source: RefSeq, a predicted model, not a curated record